Mesocestoides corti is the source of this 288-nucleotide messenger RNA. The record is from the annotation of a GenBank genome assembly. NCBI's taxonomy places the organism in Eukaryota, Metazoa, Platyhelminthes, Cestoda, Cyclophyllidea, Mesocestoididae.
AUGGUCGGCGUGAAGCUUUUUAACCACAGGGGACCUGUUUGUCGGCCUGUCAAGGCAACAUGGCAAGAUCCCAUUCCCCCCUCCCCCCGGCUACGAAGUCAAUUAGACAAGCCCCACCUUUGGUGUCUGAGUCUAACUUCGCAACCCCCUCCCUACCCCGAAAAAAACCGAGUUUAUUCGCGUUCUACUCCACCCCUCACCGGCACGCGAAAGUGGUCAGCUUUGAGUAAGUCGUGUGAGUGCGCGUUGCAGCCAGCACAAACAGUGCGUCCGCUGGUUAAGCAGUGA